This is a messenger RNA of Alligator sinensis (Chinese alligator), 5878 nucleotides long. RefSeq names its product large tumor suppressor kinase 2 (gene LATS2). The transcript has 10 exons. Lineage: Eukaryota; Metazoa; Chordata; Crocodylia; Alligatoridae. Gene Ontology annotation, cellular component: nucleus; spindle pole. The record is from RefSeq and is a predicted model, not a curated record. Bases 438 to 3668 code for a protein of 1076 amino acids. Gene Ontology annotation, biological process: G1/S transition of mitotic cell cycle; hippo signaling; regulation of organ growth. Gene Ontology annotation, molecular function: protein binding; protein serine/threonine kinase activity; ATP binding.
CAUUGCCUGGCUGCAGGGCUACUGUGAAUGACCUGGAGGCUAGGAACUCUGUAUGUACUUCCCAGUAAUGGCCUGAGAUCUUGGGGUGGCCAGAAGAAACACUACAAGGACACAUUGAAGGCACACCUCAAGAAAACGGAUGCUGACAUCAAGAGUUGGGAGGAGUUGGCUGCUGAUCUACCCCAAUGAGGCCACAACCUCAACCAAACUACAGCCUGUUUCGAGAUACAGUCAGUCUGCAAAAUGAAGAUUUUGGGGGUUUUCAUUCUUUGUAGAAGCCAUGAAGUUUGUGAACUGAAGUAAAACAUUCAGAGUGGAAACUGAUUUUAAGGAUUAUGUUUACAACAAAUUAAUACCAUCGAGAGAAACACUUUUCAGAAUAAAGUGUCUUAAAAAAAGAGAGAGACUAUUUAUGCUGAAAGAAAACUGGAUUAACAAUGAGGCCAAAGACUUUUCCUGCUACAACUUAUUCUGGAAACAGCAGACAAAGGUUACAAGAGAUUCGGGAAGGUUUAAAGCAGCCUUCUAAAUCUUCAGGUCAGGUGUUACCUGUUGGACCAGGCAGUGAAACUUCUCUGGACCCUAAAAUUUUAGUACGGAAAGAUGCUGCCAGGCAGCAGCAAAUGAGACAAACAGCCAAGUUCGGACCUUAUCAAAAAGCACUGCGAGAAAUCAGAUAUUCCUUAUUGCCUUUUGCUAAUGAGUCGGGCACCUCAGCAACUAUAGAAGUAAAUAGGCAGAUGUUACAGGAAUUGGUGAAUGCAGGCUGUGAUCAGGAGAUGGCUGUAAGAGCACUGAAGCAGACAGGCAGCAGGAGCAUUGAAGCAGCUCUGGAAUACAUCAGCAAAAUGGGUUACCUGGAUCCCAGGAAUGAGCAGAUUGUGCGUGUGAUUAAGCAGACCUCGCCAGGGAAGGGGAUGGUGCCAAAUAACGUAACCCGCAGGCCAAGUUUUGAAGGAUCAAACGAGUCUUUUCCGUCCUAUCAUCAGAUUGGCAAUGCAACCUAUGAAGGGACAAGCUUUGGUGCAGAAGGUGCAGACAUGCUCAGUGAUGUUCCAAGGCCAUACAUGGACUAUUUAAUCUCUGCUUCACAGUCCGCAGCCCUGAACUCUCCUGUACAGAGACCUUCAGCAGUGGGCUCUCACAGUGCUCCUGGAAGCCAUCAGCAUCAGCAGAAAACAUACUCUGCAAAUAUAGACUCCUCUGUGAUUAAUUACCCAGGGGCUAAUCAUGGCAGCCAAGCUCUACAGCUACAGGUCACGCAUGGCCCAAACAGCCCACAUUACAGCAGGCAGCACAUGAUGGUGCAGGGGGAACCGAUGGGUUAUGGCAUUCAGCGGACUCCAUCGUUCCAAAACAAAAUGCAGCAGGAGGGAGGAUAUGCAAAUCUCCCGAAUAAAGGGACGGUUGUUCAGAAUAACUCUGGUCACGCAUUUCAGCAGGCACCAGCGAGUCUGUAUAUACCACAUUCUCAUCACAAACAAACAAGUCCUUCCUCUCAUCAAAUGCAUGUGAUAGCCAGAGGUUCAGCCUUUGCUAAUGAUUUUUCAGAUAGUCCACCACAGAGCUUAUUAACUCCAUCUCGAAAUAGCCUAAACAUGGACCUGUAUGACAUGAAUAAUCCUCAAGUUCAGCAGUGGCAAACAGCAACACCGUCACGCCGUGAUUCUUUACAAAGCCCAGGAAUAGAAACAUCUCCACGGCAACAUGUAACCUUCAGACCAGAUGCCACAGUGCCAAGCAGAACAAACUCCUUUAACAAUCACCAACAACAGCCCCAAGUGCCUGUAUCUAUGAGACAGGUUCCCCCAGGCAAACCUGAUGCCUCAAUUACAUCUCCAAAUACCAUCACAGCAGUCACAUCUGCUCAUAUUCUCCAACCGGUGAAGAGCAUGAGAGUGAUGAGACCUGAACCUCAAACUGCGGUAGGGCCUUCCCAUCCUGGCUGGCUCCCUGCACAAACUCCAGCGGUGGAUGGCUUAGAAAUUAUUGAACCCCAUCAGCUUCCCGUUGGAGGAGCUAAUGCCUACCAACUAGAGGUUGAUUACAGCAGCCAGGAGCCCAGAUGUCCUCCACCACCGUAUCCUAAGCAUUUGUUACUUCCCAGUAGCUCUGAGCAGUUUGAUAUCAACUGCUUGUGUAUGGGUGUAGAACAGACCCUUCGGGGGGUUCCCACUUCAACGUGCAGUAAAGCUGAGGAAAAUGGUGAAAGGAAUGACAAAAGCAGCAAGAAUGCUAAAAUGGAAAAACCAGGCAAGGAUAAAAAGCAGAUCCAGACAUCUCCUGUGCCAGUGCGGAAAAAUGGCAAAGAUGAAGAAAAAAGAGAAUCCCGUAUUAAGAGCUAUUCACCAUUUGCCUUCAAGUUCUACAUGGAACAACAUGUAGAGAAUGUCAUAAAGACCUACCAACAAAAAAUUAACAGGCGUCUGCAGCUGGAGCAAGAAAUGGCCAAAGCUGGUCUUUGUGAAACAGAACAGGAGCAAAUGCGGAAAAUUCUCUACCAAAAGGAAUCUAACUACAACAGACUGAAGAGGGCCAAAAUGGACAAGUCCAUGUUUGUAAAAAUCAAGACCCUAGGGAUCGGCGCUUUUGGGGAGGUGUGUCUCGCCUGCAAGGUGGACACUCAUGCCCUUUAUGCCAUGAAAACUUUGAGAAAGAAGGAUGUCCUGAAUCGUAAUCAGGUCGCUCAUGUCAAAGCAGAAAGGGAUAUACUCGCUGAGGCAGACAAUGAAUGGGUGGUUAAACUCUAUUACUCAUUUCAAGAUAAGGAGAGUUUGUACUUUGUGAUGGACUACAUCCCCGGUGGGGAUAUGAUGAGUCUGUUGAUACGGAUGGAAGUCUUCCCAGAGCACCUAGCUAAGUUUUAUAUUGCAGAGCUCACUUUGGCCAUAGAGAGUGUACACAGAAUGGGAUUUAUCCAUAGAGACAUCAAGCCUGACAACAUUCUUAUAGACCUUGAUGGACAUAUUAAACUGACUGACUUCGGGCUCUGCACCGGAUUCAGGUGGACCCACAAUUCCAAAUACUAUCAGAAAGGGAGCCACAUCCGACAGGACAGCAUGGAGCCCAGUGAUCUUUGGGAUGACGUGUCCAACUGUAGGUGUGGAGACAGGCUGAAGACCUUGGAGCAAAGAGUUAAAAAACAGCAUCAGAGAUGUUUAGCCCACUCAUUAGUUGGGACCCCUAAUUACAUUGCUCCUGAAGUGCUGCUUCGUAAAGGAUACACUCAACUCUGUGAUUGGUGGAGCGUUGGUGUGAUUCUCUUUGAGAUGUUAGUGGGGCAGCCUCCCUUUCUGGCUCCCACUCCCACAGAAACCCAACUAAAGGUAAUAAACUGGGAGAGCACCCUGCACAUUCCCUCACAGAUCAAGCUGAGCCCUGAGAUUUCUCCACUGAUAUCCGCAGGCAGCCAGCUCCCUAUGUUCCAAAGAUCAGCCAUCCAAUGGACACCUCAAAUUUUGACCCCGUUGAAGAAGAAAGUCCUUGGAACGACGCUAGUGGUGACAGUACCAGGACAUGGGACCCACUUGCCUCUUCAAACAGCAAACACACAGAACAUGCGUUUUAUGAGUUUACUUUCCGAAGGUUCUUUGAUGACAAUGGAUAUCCAUUUAGAUACCCCAAGCCUUCUGGAAUCGAAGUUAGCCAGUCUGAGAAGUGUGAUGUAGAAAACAAAGAUGUGGUGGAUCAGACUGGAGCCUGCCAACCUGUAUAUGUGUAAAUUAUUGUACAGAGUACUCCAAAUGAUCUUAUUUGCAAGUCCCAGAGGGCCUUUAGCUGACCCCUUAGGACCCAACCUUGCAGCUCUUACUCAAGCACAGCUCCAGUUGAGGCCAUGGUGCAUCUGGGGAGUUGAGAGCCUGCAGGGCCAGGUCCUAAAUGGGCACUCUUUUUUGUUCAGGUCAGUUUUAUUGUAAAUAGCUAUGCUGAUAAAUGACACUUGAAAGCCUGGUCUUCACUGCUAUCUGCAAGGCCAGCGAUCUGUCAUUUCUAGGCCUAUUUUUUGUUUGAGGUCAGCAUCCCCCUACUCUGAUCAGCAUGUAUGGACUUCCACAACUUUCCACAUUAUUUUUUAAAUGAAUAAAGAGCACUUAUAUUUUGUUUAUAGCAAGGGUUUUUGUCCUACUAAAUUAUAGGGAUUAACUUUGACAAAUCAUGCUGCUGUUCUUCUUUUCUACAUUUUUAUUUUAUCCAUAGCACUUAUUUCACAUUUAGGAAAACGCAUAAAACUGAAGAACAUGUGAUAAAAGGUCUCUGUGCAAUAAUGUAAAAAAGAAAAACCUCUGCUCUCUAAUUUUCUAAAUUUACUGAUGCCAUUUUAUUCACACCAUGAUUUUUGUUUCCAUAUAUGUAUUUUCCACAUUUCAAAAUUGUGACAUAACCUUAAAGCUGCUUUAUUUCCUUCUGCUUAUUGGAGUGUAAAAGAAAGUGUGAGCAAGUGAAAAUUUGGGUGUGAUUUCAUUGUCUGGUGUGUGAAGAAUGUUGCAUGAGCAGUGUUUUUUUUCUAUAUGAAAUGGCCUUUUCUUGCCAUCCAUGGGCAGGUCCUGUGGAUCCAUUUUUACUGAGGGUCUAAAAUUAGACCAUUUUAAACAGUGUGUUGAUAAUGUGUUGUGUGGAUGAUUUCCCCUUAUGAUUGUAGCCAAUAUUAUUUUUGGAAAACAGAUUGCAAAGUUAUAACUCAUUAAUAGUUGUUGUGGUCUGAUAAAAUAGAUCAUUUUUAGUAAACAGGUAUCAUCUGCACCCUCCCCCCCACAAGAUACAUAGCAAGACCAUUAUUUCAGUGUUAAUUUACUGCAACAGUCUUGAUUUAGCUCAUUCACACAGCACCCACUGCACAAUGUUCAGUAUUUAAAACUUUGCCAUUUAAUACUAUCAGUAACACAGUGUUCAUAUUAAGAUAUUUGAGUCAAAAUUUUCAAACCAUAGUGCCUACAGUUAGGAUUCUAAAUCUACCUUGGGGCUCUCAAAUGAAAGUAGACUGACUUUAUGAAAGGUGUUAAAUAUCUGCAACUCCCAUUAAUUUUUUCAGGAUAUGGGAUUGCUUAGCAUUUCAAAAAAUCAGACCCCUUCUAAUUACAGUGUUCAAAUGAAUAUUGAGAAGCCUAACUUUAAGGACCAAUGUUUGAAAGUGUUGGCAUUGUUGAAAAGUUAUAAUAUUCUAUUGUCUCUUUCAAUUAAAAUUUUGCUGUGAUGGAACACAGUAGUCCUUCAUUUCUAUCAAAUUAUAGGCAUACUUUGAAAUGUCAGUUCUUAACUUUGUUAAAAUAUGCAUUUUUCUUAUAUGUAUAAGUGAGGAUUAUUCAAAGUGAUAUUGGAAUACUAAAAAGAAUUAAGCCAUACAUAUUUGCAUAUAUAUUAUAUAUAACUAAAUAGAUAAACACAAAAAAUCCUUAAUUCAGAUUAGUGUAACAGUCCUAUUUAAAGUGGUUGACGUAACAACACUUGAGGAAAACACUCCUUCAAUGUGUUUUUGCUUUACUUUUUUUUAAAUCUGGAUCUUCAUAAUUUUUCCAUAUAUUAUUCCACAUAUUAUUCCUUAAUGUUUUUAGCAUAUCAUAUCCUAUCCAUUGUUUAGCUAUCUAAGCAACAUCACCUAUAAAUUCAUCAACCUAACCUAAACAAAAAUGAUUGUGUAUUUGUUUACAUUGGUAUGAAAGGAGUGGUCUGAGGUAUGCAGUGCUUGUGUUGUGACAGUUCAUGUAAGAUUCAGUAUUACUGCUUUUUUAUAUAGCAAUGCCAUUUUUGUUAUUUACAUCUAUCCGACAUUCUUUCGUGUGGUAGGUUCUUUCUCAGGAACUCAAUUUAACUGUUAUUUAUUGUUAUAUCAUUGCCCUUGAAAGCUUCUACUGGCACAAUUUAUUAAAAAUUUGAAUCAAAA